Messenger RNA from Gamsiella multidivaricata, 935 nucleotides. RefSeq lists its product as uncharacterized. NCBI's taxonomy places the organism in Eukaryota, Fungi, Mortierellomycota, Mortierellomycetes, Mortierellales, Mortierellaceae. The record is from RefSeq and is a predicted model, not a curated record. Bases 99 to 584 code for a protein of 161 amino acids. The transcript is spliced from 3 exons.
AUGUAUUUUGUUGGAUCUACUUAUCAAAGCAAAUAUCACUGCCCUGCCGUUUUCUACAUUUAGAUGGCCUUCGCAAGUACGGUGACUGACCUUCCCAUAUGUUUUCCGCUGUUGCCGCUUCGUACCAGGCUUUCGAAGACUCAGUGGACACACCAGACUACGCCUAUGCAUAUAGCAAUGUGCUCGAAGGAUCGUCUGGCAAUGUCCAUGUCGAACGCGACGACCCGGCGUUUGCUGAACGCGUUGACAAUCAAGAAGACGACACGGACAACGACGACGAUACGGCAGAAGCUACGGAUGAGGAUACAGACUACGGCUUAGACGACGUCGAUGUCACCGGUGUUGCAAUGAGUGACGAGGAGGGGUGUCAGGAACGACUGCUGGAUAGGCGUAGCAAGAGAAUGGCGAAACAAGCACCAGGGAAGGCGCAACCUGCUCGCAGGAGGGCAACAAUGGAAUCCGGCGACCAGACUGCACAGCAACUCUCCACAUUCACUUUCAAGGCCUCCGUCCAGCAAUGUUCCUCCUCAACCCCUAAGACCUCCAGCACAACCAGCUCCUCCAAGACCUUCAUGGCCAAGUAGCACAGGUCGACAGAAGCUCAGCGAUCCAGGGACUUGGCACUCAAUGAAUAUCGCGUCGAAAUGGAGCUUCAGGCACAGCGUCAUAGUAACUUGGCUACGAGUACGGAAAAUAUGUACUCGCGGUACCAGCUCCAUUGGAGGACAUUUCUGGGACUUCUGCAUUCGAAAGGGAUACACGGAUCAUCUCGUAUUCUCAAAACGAUUCCAGGUUUAUAUGGCUGAGAAUUUGGCUGAGAAUUUGGCUGAGGAAACGGAUGAGGAUGAAGGUGUCUAUCUAAUACGUGUCCUAAGAAGAAAGAAGAGGAGGUUACGUCAGGUGCACAGGCGGGUCCCUUGGGCAAGACCGAUAGA